Saccharomycodes ludwigii is the source of this 819-nucleotide messenger RNA. RefSeq names its product Bni5p (gene BNI5). The record is from RefSeq and is a predicted model, not a curated record. Lineage: Eukaryota; Fungi; Ascomycota; Saccharomycetes; Saccharomycodales; Saccharomycodaceae. Bases 1 to 819 code for a protein of 272 amino acids. The transcript has a single exon.
AUGACUGAUAUAAAUAACGGUACAGAUAAUAACAAUGGGUUUACAGAUAGAAUGUCUCAAAUUGAAAAAGAUAUCAAUCAAAUGAAUGAGAUGCUACAAGAAAAUCUAAAUAUUAACCAACAAUUAAAUACCGACAUAGAAAACCUAGAUAAAGAACUAAAAGAAGAAGAAAAGAGGGAAGAAAUAAAGUAUCUAAAGUUAAAACCUGCUGAAUCGAAUGUUGUUUCUGCCGCCAGCAAUCAUGAAAAUGAAUUGAGACAAUUUUUGGAAGAUUAUAAUAAGGAAUAUAGCAGUGAAGACACUAAUAAAAAUGCAACGAGCACCACUACAUCGCAAAGAAUUGGUGAUUAUAAAAAUGUCAAAAAAAUCGAUGCAAGUAAAGUACCAUUCAUAAAGAAAAAAUCACCUUUCCGUGUUAUAUCUGUGAACAGUACAAGCAGAAAUUCUUCUUCUACUCGAACUUCUAGCGUUAAUUCCAACUCUUCAAUUGAAACUAAUGCCUCCUCUAUUCAUGAAGAAGAACAGCGAUCAUUUGAAAAAAAUAAAAGAAAGUCAAGUAAUGACUUGCAAGAGUUAUACGACCAAUUAAACGUUAAGGUACAUAAAGUUGAAAAAGAAAUUAGAUAUUUAAAAAAAGUAGUAAAAGAGAGGAAUUUAACUGUAGAAGAUGCAAGUAAAUUAAACGAAGGUAUCGAGAAAUUAGAAGGAUACUUAGAUAAAAAGAUUAAACAAAGAUAUGAAGUUGGCCUUCAAUUAACUAGAGGACUAAGAAAUCGUGUUAUCAGUGAUAACAAUGGAUUUUUUGUGGGCAAGUCAUAG